This is a messenger RNA of Dreissena polymorpha, 3043 nucleotides long. RefSeq lists its product as uncharacterized. Gene Ontology annotation, molecular function: transcription coactivator activity; chromatin DNA binding; histone acetyltransferase activity. The record is from RefSeq and is a predicted model, not a curated record. The transcript has 13 exons. Gene Ontology annotation, biological process: positive regulation of transcription by RNA polymerase II. Lineage: Eukaryota; Metazoa; Mollusca; Bivalvia; Myida; Dreissenidae. The coding region runs from base 626 to 3043 and encodes 805 amino acids. Gene Ontology annotation, cellular component: transcription regulator complex; histone acetyltransferase complex.
GUAUUGUAGUGACAACAAAACGAUUGCGUGCUAUAUUUAAAAUAAUGUUUAAAUAUGUAAUAACCAUUUACCGCUAUUAUGUAAACUCUAUCCGAUGAAUCACGGAGUCGUUGACGUCAGACUAGAUCAUGGAAAACCCAGUAACGAACUCUUUUCGAUUUAAAGCAAAUGUCGAUUAAAGGAAGUUAAAACGCUUAAAGUAGGCAAGUGGUGUAAUUUUCAACACAGGGAAAUUAAAACAUAAUUUAAGACUAUGAAUGUGCAGCUGUAAAGUGUACAAAAUUGUUUACAUAAACGUGCAUAUAGUGAAAAAAAAUUGAAGUUUCGUUUUUGAUGUUUUGCAUUUAAGAUUACUUGGGCCGACGUGGGCGAGUGCGUUUUGAACUAAUUAUUGUCAACAUAUAAUAAAGGAAAGAAACUCUGGUCGAGUAAAUGUUGUAUCUCUUUUUAAAAUAGGCGGUUUGUACCGGUACAAAAACUUCAUUUUAGAGAUUGAACAGGAUUUUUACAAGGGGACUUUACAUAGAGGUUUAAAAGCUUGAUAAUUAACGCAAGGGUGUGAGUAAGCUGUUGUGUACAUUUCGAAUUGAACAUAGCAUAUGCGUGACAGGAAGUAAACAUCAAAAUGAAUCAACUUGUCACGGAUCCAGGUUUGAGAAACUGGAUUAAAGCGUGUUUAGGCCUAAAGUAUGUCAGGGAUGGCAUGCUUCCUUAUAUGCAAAGGAAGUGCGAAGACGUGUACGCAAACAAUGAAACAUUCACCAAAACAAUUGCUAAAUUAACAACAUAUUCAUGCAGUGUUUGUUGUGUAAAGGAUGUUAAACCAAAUCAUUCUAUGAAUAACUGCCCUGCAAAAGGACAGUUGAGUGGAAAAACAAAAUGCGCAUGUACUUCUAAAAAGAAACAAUUAUGCCCUAAUGGAGGUGCGUGUGGGGUUAUGUACGACAGAAUUAUGGACGACCAUGUCAAUAUGACCCCUCGGUGGGACAACUCAGAUUGUCAAAAAUGGUACCUUAACGGAUGGGAACAGAUGAAGUGUUUCAUAGACAUACCCGGAUAUAAAGACAAAGCACUUAUUUCGCAGGCAGAUGUCCGGUCAGAUCGCAACGAGAUUUACCAUUCCGGAGAUUUGGUUUUAACAGAUGACAAAUUGAAAGAAUAUCUUGCAAACAUGAAAGCUGUGCUCAACAUAGCUGUGUUAAACGCUUUUACAAGUGAUAUCCAGGAACAGUUGGAUAAACUGGCAAAAUUAGAGGCUGACGUCGGCAUUGAAGUUAAUACGGUUACAGAAAUUGAAGCACGGAAGGAAGCAUUGAGUGCUUUGAUCGAAGACACAAGAACGUUGGAAGAUAAAUCAGACUUAAAGAUCCAACAAGCCAAGUUUGCAGUUUUACAGGAUAACCACAUGAGAAGCAUUGCUGACCGCUUGAAAGGAAUAAAAAAGGAGUUCAAUCUUUGCGCAAAGGUCCUACUUGAACAAUCAAGCGAAUUAAAAAGCAUUACCGCGGGAGUUCAUGCAAAUACAAAGGCAUUUGAAGCUUUACAAAAGGAACUAGUGCAACAAUCCGAACUGAUCCGUGGUAUCGAAGUUACUACUGUUAAGACCAACAUAGUUGUAACUAAAAGCUACAAAACGUUGAAAGACGUGGAGUGCGAUGUAAAAACGAUUCUACUGAUAUUCAAGGAAAUUCUUAAGCAUAAUAGACCUCACGCCAGAAAUAUUAAUGGGACGAUUGUUGCUGAAAUAAUGGGGGCAGCUAACGAAAAGCAUUUAUCAAAUGAAAUUGUACAGGCAAUCCGCAGUCAAAAAUUUAAUCCUGAUCAAGAAGCUAACGGUGAUAUUGACAAUGUUUUUAUGGAUGUAAUAAAAACUGUUGAAACGGACGGAGAUGAAAUAAUCGAUGUCCGACCUGGUAGCAUAAUCAUUAAGAUCCUAUGCCAGUCAAUGUCCAACUGGAUAAACUUAUGCGAGAAAUGCAUUGAUGGCAGGAUGACACAGCUGUUCAAACCGUUACAAGAUCACUUGAGAAAAAGCACAAGCUUUGGAAAUCUAACAAUAACGGUCGACAUGUUGGAAUCAGAUUUUAUUGAAUCAGUUGACACAAUUGUCAAGCAGUUAUAUCCAUACAUGAUUGCUGCCUUACCUCACAACAUGGAAAUGCACCAUCCAGAUGGAAUUGAAAACACAAAUGUACAACAUAUGAAUGCUAUGUUAAAGUGUCUGCUGGAAAAAUCACACCAGUAUUCCCAUCAAAAACCACAAAUGCAGAUCGACAAUGGUCAAACAACAUGGGUCACAGUUUACCAAACUUGCAUGGAAACCAAAACCCAUCAGAAUGAAACACCGCCGACAAGUGAAACUUUGUUGGUUCAAAACACCUUUUCAGGGAGGCACACAGACCUAAACGUUAAGGAAGAUGUUAAAUCAACCGACUUGGAAGCUUGUGAUCGUAAAAUUGCAGCAGUGGAUGACAAGGAGAACACAUUGCCCAACUCUGCUGCCGACGUCCCUAUGGUUACAUCAAAGUCUGAACUCUUGACCCCGUGCCUCUCUGACCCCAUGGCGGAGUUUGAUGACGACCCUACAGAGGGGACUGGGAUCGAUGGCAUCAAUAAUCUUCCAGACAUAAAUAAUGAGAAACAGCCUGUGGCAGUAGCAGCAGCAGCAGUGAACCUAGGUUUGAAUCCAGGCCAGCCAGCGCAGGUUGGUAAUUCCAAUCCGACCCUGAACUCCCUCACUGCUGUGGGUGGUUUGAAUGCCACAGAUGGGCUGCAUAUUGUGGCACAGACAAACAAAGGCGCAAAACAGUGGCAUGAGAGUGUCACACAGGAUCUCAGAAAUCAUCUUGUCAAUAAAUUGGUUCAAGCAGUAUUCCCCAAUCCAGAUCCAGCUGCAUUAAAAGACAGAAGGAUGAACGAUCUUGUUGCAUAUGCAAGAAAAGUGGAAGGGGACAUUUAUGAAACAGCCAAUAGAAGAGUUUGUAUAUUGAGCACACUACUUAUUAAUUCAGCAAACAUAUUAAAGAAGUCUGCGUUGAAAUGA